CGCCUGGCACCUCGCCGCCAAGCUGCUGCAGUUACGGUUCUUGCCUCGACUUCUCCAGAGUAGCGGUCCUUGGCUGGAUGCUACCCUCCUGAGGAAAGGAACGACGAUAUUUCAAACGAUACGAAAUGGGGCCCGAUGGUUUGCUGUUCAUUUUCUGCCUGAUUGAUGAAGCAGCCCCUUUUUUAGCUGUUUACUUUGUUAUAACUUUGUCAGAUCUUGAAUGUGACUAUCUAAAUGCAAGGACAUGCUGUGAAAGACUCAAUUUCUGGGUGUUACCAGAGAUUAUUGCUCACGACUUGCUGGUGAUAUUUUUGCUCAUAACAUGGCACUGGUUCCUUUUUCUACUCUAUGCACCACUUGGGCUCUGGCUUACUUACAAGUUCGUGAAGAAACCAUCAGGAGACAUUGGGCUCUUUGACCCAGCUGAAAUUCACAACCGGCAGCAGCUUAAAAACUACAUGCGAGAAAGUCUCAUUCGAUUGGGUGUACAUUUAAUCUUCUUCUUCAUCUAUUUAUACUUUAUGAUAUAUUCUCUGGUGAAAGGAGAUUAAAGGAAACUGGAAGGUAAUGCAUUUUUGUGUUUUGACUGAUGUUUGCUAGCCUUUUUUGCAAAUCCAUUUUUAAGCUGUCAGGCUUAGUGCACUAGCUCUGGUUAUCAACAUGCAAUCUUUUAUCACUGCCUAUUAGUGCAAUUGAGCAGUAAAAUUCUUUGGUUUUGUGUGUUCAGUAAUCACUUUAGAUCAGAAAUGAGGUGUGAUUAUCAUUUUUUGAGUGAAUGGCAACUGGCAUCACAAUUUUUGUAACAAAAUCAGUUGAUUCCUUCCAAAUUCAUUUUAUGGAUACUUUAUAGCCAGUAAGCUCUGUGCUUUAGUAUUAAUUUUUUCCUUUAUUUGUAAAUUUUAAUUUAAAAAAAUUUCAAGCAGCUUUUGUCUUUUGUCAUUGACAUCUUGAACAUCAGAUAAUAAAUGGUGCUAUUUGACACUAGCAUGUUAAAAUGCAGUGUCUUAAUUACUGCAGAUAAGUUGAUCAUGCUUGUAUGAAUGUGAUCAUAAAAGACCUAAAGACCUACUCAGUGUGACUUAGAUAACAUAAUGUACAUUUCCCUGAAAUUAAUGGUGUGCAGUGCCAUUUUUAUGAAAGUGUUGUUUUAUUCUGUGACAUCUUGAGAGUGUCUCCCCUGCUUCCCCAAAUUGUCAAUCUUCAGAAAAGAGAGUUUUUGGUUUCCCAUCUGCAUUGUUUAUAUGGUAUAAACUGCAGUGUUGUAGCUCACAUAUUUUUCUCAUUAAAGUGAACGAGUACUUCAUUUCUUUUUAUAAUGUUUUUCUUUUUUUUUAAUGAGGAUUAUUGUAAAUAUUAUUAUCAGAAAGCAUAUUUGUUUAUUUGACUGAUUUUAUCUGUUUCUUGCUAUUGUAAUAGUUGUCAUAUUACAAUAUACAGAGCUGGCAUGGCAUAAAACACAAUCAUAUUGUGUACAGAAAGAAAUCUUGGGGAGUGAAAAAUGUUAACAGUUGAGAAUUUUUCCUUUUACCAAAAGCAUAAUUAUUAUUAUUUGGUUGAAAGGUGUGAAACGUCUGUUUCCAAGUGUCAACAAUCUAAUGCACAUUUCUUAAAAAUGAAUUAGUAGAAAAGCAUUUAGGAGAAAUUUUAUCUUUUCCUAAAAUGUAAAGGUUAACCCAUGCCAGACAUGAACAUUAGAGUUUAGGGCAAGGGAACAUGGUUACAAAAAUUUGUUACAAAAAUAUAAAAAAUGGUGAAUGUUUCUUUAACCAUACAUGGAUUUAUUUGAACUCUGACCAUUGAUAUUACUGACUUCUUACCUCAUUCUAUAACUAAAAUGAGAACCGAUGUUUAAAGGCUUAAGAUCAAGAAGGGAACAAGCUUUUCGCUCAGGUUUUAUGAAUGAGUGUCUUAAAAUUAAUUGAGCCCACUAAUUUAAAAAAAAUACUGUUGGGCUGGGCUUUAUGAACAUUUAUUUUCUUUCUCUGUGGAUGUAGGGGGAGCAUGCUAAGUCACUUAGUUUUUUUAAUGUGGAACAUCAUCUGUCCAUAAACAUUGUCAACACCAUCAAUUAGCAGUCAUAAUAAAUGGAGAUAUUAAUGGCAUAUUGUAUAAAGCAUCUUGUGAUUAAUAUUGUUUAUUAAAGCUAGAUUUUAAAAAACAAUUAAAGUAAAUUUCUUGUGAUCAGAUGUAUUGAUUGUGCAUAUUUUGACAAUAUCAAAGGAUAGUUAAAAAUUUUUGAGAGCUUUAAAUGGAGGUUUCCAUUUCACAGAUUUUUCCUAUUGUUGCCAUCCUCUAAUGUUAUACACUAGUGCUGAUGUUUAUAUCAGAAUGAAUUUUAUGGAUUGAUUUUGAAAGUAUGCACUCUCACUCUCUCUCACCUGCUCAUGCACACAACAAUUUUUUGUGCAAAUUAUUGCUCCUUAAAAUGGAAUGUCAGAUUUGUCCUUCACCCUGCUAUUUUUACCUCACCUGUUGCUAUAUUAUAAGUAAUUUCUAGAAUGGCAAAACAUUGAGCCUUCAGUUUCUUUUAAAUUAAAGCACAAGUGAUGGAUUCUGUGUAGCUGAAUAUUAUUAUCAUUUUUUUUAAGCUAGACAGAGUAUACAAGUACUUAAUGCAUUUGUUUCAUUUUCUGUUUUUUUUUUAUUCUCUCCCCCCCCCCCCACCUUAAUAUUGCAUUUUAGUGAAUGAUCACCCCUUUUGUCAAUGGGAGGAGCAGGUAGCCUAGCAGUUAGAGCAGCAAUGUCCAAACCUAAAGACUUGCAUUGUCAGUUCAAUAAUUGUGUGAUGGUGCAUACUUCUAGUUGACCUCACUGUGGAAUGGGUGCCUGACUCCCUAGAAGUUGGGAAGCAAGGGAGAGGACAUGGGCACCAUCUUCACAAAAGCUGGCCCCAAAAUACCUCACUCCUCUACAACAGCAAGAUCAAGGGCCUGUUUUUUCUUUAUCUUUUCAUCAAUUUGUAAAAUAUACAAAGCCUCAUUGUCUUGUUACUUCAAAUUUUUUUCGUCGUCUUGUUUCAUGGAUAUAUGCCCAUAGUUAAGUUCAAAGCACAGAAGUUAGAGUGUUUGCCUUGAAUUGAUCAAAGUUUUUAGUUUGUAAGGUAAUUUUUACACAGUUAGGGUACAGACUUUGUUUUACACAUAUUCUGCAUUAUUAUAAAUUAUUUUUCAUGUAGAAUUGUGAAGAAAGCCUGUUAAGCAGCUGAAGAGCAAUGUGCAACAUCAACAAAAGCAGUAGUGGGCAUAUCAAAAGGAAGAGGUCAUAGAACUUGUUCAGCAAUGUUUGUACUUAGUUAUAGGAUGGUUACUGUCAUAUUUCAACAUCCUUGAAUAUUGCAUUUGUAUCUUUUACACUAAAAUAGCUGACUUUUCAAAUUUUUGUACUAUGCUUUUGAAACAUAAAAUAUUACCUAAUAAUGAUUUGUAUUUAUAAAAUUACAAGUGAAAUCGUAAUAUGUAAUAGUUGGUCUCAUUUUACAUGCUGUCAGCACUCUUUUUUCCUCUUUUCUGUUAGUGGUGCAAAGGCAACAGUUUUGGAAUGAUGUACAAGAAAUGAAAGUAUUUUUUACACUAGCAAGAAAUACCAGUUACCAACUACUUAUUGGUUACAAAUACAAAUGCAAGUUAUACAAAGGUUUAAAAAUGAUUUAAUUUUCAUAGCCGUUGAUGUUUUUAUAUGUACCAAUGCUUCAGAGUAAUAAAUCUUGUGUCCAUUA
Pomacea canaliculata is the source of this 3715-nucleotide messenger RNA. Its product is annotated as protein cornichon homolog 4-like. Gene Ontology annotation, cellular component: COPII-coated ER to Golgi transport vesicle; endoplasmic reticulum membrane. NCBI's taxonomy places the organism in Eukaryota, Metazoa, Mollusca, Gastropoda, Architaenioglossa, Ampullariidae. Gene Ontology annotation, biological process: endoplasmic reticulum to Golgi vesicle-mediated transport. The record is from RefSeq and is a predicted model, not a curated record.